Messenger RNA from Drosophila melanogaster (fruit fly), 8643 nucleotides. RefSeq names its product mushroom body defect (gene mud). The record is from RefSeq and is marked reviewed. The transcript is spliced from 11 exons. Bases 389 to 6730 code for a protein of 2113 amino acids. Lineage: Eukaryota; Metazoa; Arthropoda; Insecta; Diptera; Drosophilidae. Gene Ontology annotation, cellular component: cytoplasm.
CCGAAACGAGAAGUUGUUGCAUUUUUUCGUAUCUAGUUACCUAUGUUUUCGUUUGUGGAACUGUCAAAAUUGUUUGUUGCCCUGCGGACUUCAGUUUAGUCAUUAAAUUUUCAUUGCUCGUUCGGAGCAGUUGUGCUUCUGGUUGGAAAAUACAAAAAAAAAAACAAAUAUUCGGUUUUCGUGAGCAUUUGUGCUAAAUAUAUUUUUUGUUUAAUUGCGUUUUCGAUCGAAACCCGUUUGUUUCGCGUACAUUGUUUUGUGUGCUGUGCCGUGUUCUGGAAAACAUCCGUUACUGGAUGCCAACAAUGAUAGUGUGAUUAGUCUACGCAGACAUUGAGCAUACAUAUACGGGCGCACACACACCCAUAAAAACGCACAAAAAUUCGCAAUGGACACGCGCAGCUGGCGCAAGGUCCUACUCCAGUGGAUUGGCGAGUGCCACUUCAUCGAAUCGAACUACAUUACCUUGGAGCAGUCGGAUCUGGACUCCUUCUUUUCGGUCUUCAUUCAAAAGAUCCAGGAGACGGAAAAUGUUAAGGGGAAGAAUGAGCUGCAGGAUCAGCCCACAGAACAAAGCCCCCUUGUGCAGGAAUUCCUAGCACAUAACUAUCCCGAGUUCAUUGCACAACAGGAUGACAAGGAAGUCGAUCUGCCUUUGGAUUGCCUUUACGUUUACACGCUCCUGUUGCAUUACUCGUGCGUUAAGAAGCCCAGCUUGUUCUUUCACAACAUCUGCAAUAAACUGCCGGAGCUGACACAGACAUGCAUCGCAUCCUUCUUUCGAGAGACCGUGGACAGGCUGUUGACGCGCGAAUAUCUUAGCCAGGCGAUCGCCAACGUUGCAGUUGUUUACCGACAAGGGGUUUCGACCUCAGUCAGCCCAUGUCUUCCCAGCAGCAGCCUGAGUCCCGAUCCGAGGAGCGAUGAUGCACCAUGCCCAUCCACGCCCUCAUCGUCAUCGUCACAGCCGUCGAGCAGCACGCCACAGUUGCGCAAUCAUCGCGAACAACUUCGCCUGAAUGGCUGCGAAAUGCCACCUCCUUCGACCCCGAAAACGGAGCUACUGGAGCAACGCACCAAGGAGCUGCGCGGUAUUCGUACCCAGCUGGAGGUGGUGCGCUACGAAAAGGCCUUGCUGGAGGAGCAGCAAAUGGAGAAGGACGAGCUCAUUAAAGUUCUCAACAAAGAGAAAAUGAUGGCCAAGAUGGAACUAGAAAAACUAAGAAACGUGAAGCUAACCGAAGAGCACCACGAUAACGAGAGCCACCACAUUAUGCCAUAUGAGUUUGAGCAUAUGAAGGGAUGCCUUUUAAAGGAAAUCGGUCUAAAGGAGAGUCUCAUCGCUGAGAUUACCGAUAAGCUGCAUGAUUUGCGUGUCGAAAAUUCCGAGCUGUCCGAGAAGCUGAAUCUGGCAGGAAAACGAUUGCUGGAGUAUACGGACCGCAUUCGAUUCCUUGAAAGUCGUGUAGACGACUUGACUCGUAUCGUAUCGUCCAGGGACGUUAUGAUCUCCUCUCUGGAGUCCGAUAAACAGGAAUUGGAUAAGUGCCUUAAAGAAGCCCGCGACGACUUGCACAACCGAAUCGAGGUCUUAAACGCAUCCUCGGAUUUACUCGACUGUUCGCUGUCGCCGAACACCACGCCCGAGAAUUUGGCCAGUUCCGUGAUUGACAAACAGUUGCGCGAGAAGGAGCAUGAGAAUGCCGAGCUAAAGGAGAAGCUGCUGAAUCUGAACAAUUCCCAGCGGGAGCUAUGUCAGGCCCUUUCAAGUUUCCUUCAGAAGCACAAUAUCGAUCACGAGUUUCCGGUAGAAUGGACAUCGUCGUCCCUGUUGUCCACCAUUUCUGCGAUCGAAAGUAAAUUUGUUAACACGUUGGAGAAGAGUACGCAAAUGAAGAAGGAAUGCGACGUUCAGUCUGUGUGCGUCGAAAAACUACUGGAGAAAUGCAAGCUGUUAUCUGUAUCGCUGGGAUGCCAGCCAAAAGAGCUAGAUGGAUUCGAGGCCACAAUACCGGAGGCAAUGGAGUCGGGUUUCGAAUCGAGCCGUGAGUGUGAAACCAUUUUGAGUUGUUGUCAUAUGAAGGUAGUCGAUAUAGCAUCGAAAAACAACGACCUGGAGUUAGACAACGAAAGGCUUAAUGAUAAAUGCGCUGAGCUUAAAUCAAUAAUUGAUCGCGGGGAUCAACAUUUGGCCGAUAUCAAUCUGCAGCUAAUCGAGAAGGAAAAGCAGAUAAAAGAUGUGGGCGCUGAAAUUCAGGAGCUGCGCAAAAGGAAUAUAAACCUUGAAAAUAUGCUCAGCCAAAUUGCAGAUAAAGAGGCCAGUGCGGCAAGCCAUGCACAGCAUUUGAAGCAGUGCGGUGAGCUUUUAAGAGCCAAGUAUGAAGUGUGUCGAAAUGAACUAAUUGCUAAGAACGCGGCCCAAGAUGAGUUGGUCCGGAUGAUGAUGGUGCCAGAUGGGGAGACCUUAAAUGGGCGCGUACGCCAACUGAUCGAUCUGGAGAUGAUGCAUGAUGAACAUAACAAGAUGUAUGCACAGAUGCUGAAGCAAUUAAAUGAACUCAGCGCUAAACAUGACAACAUGACGCAUUCCCAUCUAGACUUUGUAAAGAGAACGGAGAUCGAAUUGGAAACGAAGAAUGCACAGAUCAUGGCAUUCGAUGAGCAUAACAAUCAUUUUGAUCGUUUUCUGACCCGCAUCUUUACACUCUUAAGAAGUAGAAAUUGUCCGAAAUCCACGACCAUGGGCUCAGCGACCAACUUUCUGGAAUCGAUGCAUAUUGAAAAGCGGUUUGAGAAUAUUGAAAUGUUAAUUGAGGGGCAAUUGCUUUCGGCUGAUGAUCUCAAGCGGGAGUUGGAUGAUCUUCGGUCGAAAAAUGAGGAGCUCGCUAAGCAGAACAUCAAUGGAAUAAUAAAACGCAAUAAAUUCAUCACUUCUCUAGAGGUCAACACCGAAAAAGUGAAGCAAUACAUAACAGAUCUAGAGGAAGAAGCUUUCAAGAGAAAGCAAAAGGUAGUCCAGCUGGAAAAUACUCUAAGCAAGGAGCAAAGCAAUGCGAAAGAAAUGGCACAGAGGUUAGACAUAGCACAGCAGGAAAUAAAGGACUACCAUGUGGAAGCCAUUAGGUUUAUCAAUACCAUUAGGGAUCGCCUUCAGCAAGAUUUCAAUGGCGUAAACACCCCACAGCAGCUGGGCACUUGUAUGACCGAAUUUUUAAAAAUGUAUGACCAGAUGGAGGUGCGAUACGAGGAGUCCUCGUCGUUGGUAGAAAAGCUCACGGAAUCUCAAGCAAAAUUGGAGAUGCAAGUGGCUGAGCUACAGGUAGAGCUAGAAAAUAAGGAUACCAACCAGCAUUCGGGUGCCUUGAUAAAACAGCUAAACGACACCAUCCAAAACCUAGAGAAGGUCAACGCAAAGUUAAGCGAGGACAACACUGUAUCGCAUACCGUGCAUUCAAAGUUGAAUGAGAGUUUGUUAAAAGCGCAAAAAGAGUUAGACCUUCGUGCGAAAAUAAUCGAAAAUCUGGAGGCUUCGGAAAGGAACCUCUCCAUGAAGUUGUGCGAGCUGAAAGAUCUGAAAAACAAACUGAAGUCAUCUGAUGAAAAAAUUGCCCAGAUAAAGGAAACGUAUGAAGAACAGAUUAAAGCUCUUCAAGCUAAAUGUGACAUGGAGGCUAAGAAAAACGAGCACUUGGAGAGAAAUCAAAAUCAAAGCUUAACACAGCUCAAAGAGGACGCACUUGAAAAUUGUGUACUUAUGUCGACAAAACUAGAGGAACUGCAGGCAAAGCUGCAGGAAGGACAGCAGCUUGUAGAUAGCCAGAAGCUGGAGCUGGACAUGAACCGGAAAGAACUGGCUCUGGUUAAGUCUGCCUAUGAGGCACAGACCAAGCUAUCAGAUGAUUUGCAGCGUCAAAAGGAAUCCGGCCAGCAGCUUGUAGAUAACCUGAAAGUGGAGCUGGAGAAGGAGCGGAAAGAACUGGCUCAUGUUAACUCUGCCAUUGGGGCACAGACCAAGCUAUCAGAUGAUUUGGAGUGUCAAAAGGAAUCCGGCCAGCAGCUUGUAGAUAACCUGAAAGUGGAGCUGGAGAAGGAACGGAAAGAACUGGCUCAGGUUAAGUCUGUCAUUGAGGCACAGACCAAACUAUCAGAUGAUUUGCAGCGUGAAAAGGAAUCUGCCCAGCAGCUUGUAGAUAACCUGAAAGUGGAGUUGGACAAGGAGCGGAAAGAACUGGCUCAGGUUAAUUCGGCCUUUGAGGCACAGACCAAACUAUCAGAUGAUUUGCAGCGUCAAAAGGAAUCUGCCCAGCAGCUUGUAGAUAACCUGAAAGUGGAGUUGGACAAGGAGCGGAAAGAACUGGCUCAGGUUAAUUCGGCCUUUGAGGCACAGACCAAACUAUCAGAUGAUUUGCAGCGUGAAAAGGAAUCUGCCCAGCAGCUUGUAGAUAACCUGAAAGUGGAGUUGGACAAGGAGCGGAAAGAACUGGCUCAGGUUAAGUCUGUCAUUGAGGCACAGACCAAACUAUCAGAUGAUUUGCAGCGUCAAAAGGAAUCUGCCCAGCAGCUUGUAGAUAACCUGAAAGUGGAGCUGGACAAGGAGCGGAAAGAACUGGCUAAGGUUAAGUCUGUCAUUGAGGCACAGACCAAACUAUCAGAUGAUUUGCAGCGUCAAAAGGAAUCUGCCCAGCAGCUUGAGGCACAGACCAAACUAUCAGAUGAUUUGCAGCGUCAAAAGGAAUCUGCCCAGCAGCUUGUAGAUAACCUGAAAGUGGAGUUGGACAAGGAGCGGAAAGAACUGGCUCAGGUUAAGUCUGUCAUUGAGGCACAGACCAAACUAUCAGAUGAUUUGCAGCGUCAAAAGGAAUCUGCCCAGCAGCUUGUAGAUAAUCUGAAAAUGGAGCUGGACAAGGAGCGGAAAGAACUGGCUCAGGUUAAGUCUGCCAUUGGGGCACAGACCAAGCUAUCAGAUGAUUUGGAGUGUCAAAAGGAAUCCGUCCAGCAGCUUGUAGAUAACCUGAAAGUGGAGCUGGAGAAGGAACGGAAAGAACUGGCUAAGGUUAAUUCGGCCUUCGAGGCACAGACCAAACUAUCAGAUGACUUGAAGCUUCAAAAGGAAGAUGCACAGCGAGAGGUUUUCCUGGUCAAGGAGCGAUUGGUGAAGGAAAAGCGUGAGUUCGAGGUGAAAUUGGCCACCCUUGAAGACAUAAUCGAAACAUUGGAGAUGCGCUGUACUCAGAUGGAAGAGGAGCGUGCGACUGCUUACGAACAGAUCAAUAAGUUGGAGAACCGUUGCCAAGAAAAAGACAACGUCAAGUCAAGUCAAUUGCAAGUGGAAACUUUUAAGGUCGAGUGCUUGCAUCAUCAGCUAAAAUCCGAGAUGGCUACCCACAACUCGUUGGUAGAAGAUCUUAACCGAAAGCUGGCAGAGAAAGUCAGUAAGUUGGAUUUCGUUCAGAGUCGCCUAAUGACUGAAAUCGCCGAGCAUAACCAGGUCAAGGACCAACUAGCCCAGAUCACCGAUAUACCUAAGGUAGUCGAACUGCAGCAUCGCUUGGAAGCGGAGACUGCCGAGCGUGAAGAGGCCCAGAAUAAACUGGCUGUGGUCACCGGACGUUUAGACGAAAUUACCCGGGAGUUGGACAACGCUCGGCUCGAGCAUGGCGCCCAGAUACUAAGGAUGGAGGAGACGGCUCGUGAAGUUGGGAAUAAAAAUGCCGAGUUGUGUGAACUCAUCGAAUUCUAUAGGAAUCGCGUGGAAGCUCUUGAACGGCUGCUUCUCGCUUCCAACCAAGAGUUGGAAGAACUAAAUUCCAUCCAGUCUAACCAGGCGGAGGGCGUAAGAGAUCUUGGCGACACAUAUAGCGCGGCUGAAGGACGCCAAACGGAGUCGGAUCAGGAUAAGGAGAGAUACCAAAAGCUAGCGCUAGACUGCAAGAUAUUGCAGGCCAAGUAUCGCGAUGCCAAGGAUGAGAUUAAGCGCUGCGAGAAGAAGAUAAAGGACCAGCGUCUUGAGAUGGAGGGAAAGCUGGAGAAGAUGAAAAACAAGAUGCGUUCCUUGUAUACGGCGGAGGUGACGCGCAUGAAGGAGAAGCAGGAACGGGAUGCGGCCAAAAGCGCGUCGGAGCUGGAGGCACUCACCGCACAGAAUGCCAAAUACGAAGAGCAUACACGCAAGCUAUCCAAUCAGAUUGUACGGUUGAACGAGAAGAUUCUGGAGCAGCAGAAGCAGCAUGCGAUCAUUAGCACCAAUCUGCGUCACCUGCAGAUGCAGCCCAUCAGCGAAACGAAACCAUCCAGCACAACGCUCACCGUUUCGUCCAGUUCGUCGGCGCCGAACGAUGACUGGCAGCCCUUCAAGCGGCCCAAUGUACCGUCCUCCAAUCUGGCUAUGGAAGAUGAAGAGGGCGAGGUAUUUAACAACACUUACCUGACGGAUCUCAAAUUGGGCCGUGUGCCGGCAGACAUGACAGCCGAGGAGCUGAUUUAUCGGAAUUCGUUGCAACCGCCGCAUUUGAAGAGCACUUAUGCUGCCCAAUAUGAUUUGGGCAGCCAGGACGAAGAUCUCAAAGUAAGCGUUAGCAGUUCUCCGACAUCCAGUGCCAGAUACGCCGGCAGUAGUGGCAGCAGCAGCAGCAGCAGCAACAGCAACAGACACGGCACAAAUACCACACCGUUAAAGGCACAGCAGGCAGCCAUGAAGGCUAAGUGGGCACGCAUUUUGCGUCGCCCAUAGAACCAUUAAUCUUAAUCCCUAACUAGACACCGAGACGGACCCCACAGUCUGGAUGACAGCAUGAGUGCUUUGCUGAGCUCUUCGAGCACCGGAACGCGCAAGAAAUCCAUGGGCACCCACUACAAACGACCUGGACCGCCCACGCCGAGCAAGAACGGCGGCCGUUUGUCAUUCGGUAGCUCGGAGCCGCCACGCGAGAUUUUGCGUGAAUUCGGCGACCAUAACAAUACCUCCAAGACGCCGGCGCGCUUCAAGUUCCUGACGCAGCGAUUCAGCGUUGGCAGCAGCGGUUUACCCCGGGACGAGCUGCCGCGGCGCAAGCGGCCGAAUCUUCUGACCGGAAUACACCGGCGUAGGCUGCGCCAUGCGGUGGACAUAUUUUGUACAUCAACGCCACGCAAAAGCCGCUCCUACUACGAUCAGCAGCGUAUGAUCGGCGCCAGUGAUGCGGACAAAUCAGAGGCUGUUGAAACCGAAGACGAAGUGAUCGAAGUGGAGCCCGAUGCUGUGCCAGAGUUGGAGCCUCUAGAAGACGCCGACCAACAGGGCACUCCGCAUCUGUCCACUGCAGCAUUGCUGGCCCUGACCAAAGGCAAUACCCGGCGUCUCACUGGCACAACUAAGUCGAAAAAAGGACGCGUUUCGCUGUCCCUUCAUGGCAACAUUUUUGCCAAGAGCCGGCCAGCGUCGUUCGUAGCCGGGAAAAGGGUGCAGCUACGCCGGAAGUUGCGCCGUGAUCGGAUAAUGGGACGCUUCGAUGAGGCCCGUCACCUGGAUCAGAUGCGCCUAUCACACUCUGCUCAGGCGGCCAAGUCGCCCGAAAAUAACAAUUACAGUCUACACAAUCGCAACGAGGAGGAGCACCUGCCCAGCGAGAAUAACGUGAUGGGCAAGACGGUAGUGCUGGUGGGCAAGAGGCGAUUGAGUCCGGUCGUGUCCACCACAUUCAACGUGGAGGAGCGCAGCGAGACUUCGCUGCUGCAGCAACAAUUUGAGCACGAAAACUGUGUCACCUGGGCAAUGCAUGGUGGCGAAAGUGUGAUGAUGGAGGAGACCCAGAACGACUGGUACUUCGAGCAGCUGUGCAAGGAGACGGAAUCCACGGCACCCUUUCAGCUGCAGCCGCUGGACUACAAGCCGCUUGAUGAGGAGCAAGUUGAGCCGAAAUUCACACAACUGGUGGCCGCCUCUUGCAGUAAUAUCACUACGACUAGCUGUGCCACCAACAUGACCGGCGCCUCAUCUUGUACAGUCUAUUCGAUCGGCAGUGUGCACAUGCAGCCGCUGCCGCAGAUCAAUAUCACCUAUGUCCAGCAACCAUCGGACUUGCAACAGCGCAGGCCAACGCGCCACCGCUCGUUAAUGGCUCAGUGCAGGCGGUUCCUACGCCAUCUGAGUCUUGGCCAGCGAUUGGUCAUGGGCUUUGCAUUGCUGGUCAUGGUGGGGCUGUCCUUGCAUCUGGCGGACAAGCUAGUGCUGGUGAUCACUGGCAUCUUGUCGGGAAUGGGGCUCGUCUUUCUCACCUAUUCGUGCCCCGGACGCAAUUAGAAGCGGCAACGAAAGCAAUGGGAAACGCACAAAUCUUGCUGAUGAUCUAUGAUGAUGAUAUAUGUAUGUUCGUUAUGUGUAAUCAUGUUCACUUAUUCCUUUACAGAACUCGCCGCCCAAGCGACGCCUCAGCAACAUGUUCAAGCGCAAGUAGGCGUGGUCGCAGUCGCAGUAUUAUACAUAUAUUCCCCCAUUCGUGUACAUCAAUCGGAACUUGAAUUCUUGACUUAUUAUUUAUGUAACCAUUUUUUUUUUUUUUGUACAUCAGGACUUAGAGAGUUUAGUUUAAGUAUGCAUAUGUUGCAGUGGUACAAUAUCGUGGGCGAACAUAAUAAUGCAAAUAAAAUUGUCUGUACAUAUUCUAG